Molecule: messenger RNA, 1323 nt
Organism: Medioppia subpectinata
Lineage: Eukaryota; Metazoa; Arthropoda; Arachnida; Sarcoptiformes; Oppiidae
Source: the annotation of a GenBank genome assembly
AUGGCACAUGAAGUGAAACACUCGAAGACAUCACAUCUUACUACCGAUGACGGCAACGAAGACAACAAACACAAGCCACAGAUUUACGCGAAGAACUCAAUCGACAGAUUCGGUGACGAUUUGUGUGCACUUCUGUUGUCAUACUUUCCGCUCGAAGACCACAUCCGUUGCGAAUCGCUGUCCAAACAGUUCCGGCGGACAGUCUUCCGGAGUCUUCUCCACAUUACUAUUGACAACAAACUCAUGAGACAAUUACCGAAGAGUAAUAUCCGCCAAAUAAUGGCCACAAUUGCCAUAAAGUGUGGAAACAUUGAAACCAUUGACUGUCGAGAAAUAAACAAUAUAUAUAAAGAACACAUUCCCGAAGUGUUGACCACUUUUCGAGACAAUUGCCGUCAUUUGCGGCAAAUUUAUUGCAAUUUAUGGCGAAUAAAUUCGCAAACAAUGCGUUCAUUCGCACCACUCAUCACACGAAUCGAUGGUAUCGAGUACUUUGCGGACAGAGAUGCGAUCACUCAUUACCACCGAUUGUCACACUUGCGGAUCAAUUCAUUGAGAGAUGUGUUCGAUAGACAUAACGGCACUCUUUUGGCGAAGAAUUUACAUUCAUUUGAGUUAAACAACUAUUUGAAGAACGAUUCAGAUGAACACCAAUUGUCUGCAUUCGUGGCACAGAAUCUGUUCCUCAAAAGCGCUGUGUUUAUGGUUUACGACACUUUCCAUCAACUGUUCCAACAAUUCUCACGAUUAACACAAUUACGUGAUUUAAGACUCUCUUUAUGGCUAACGAUUGGCGAGAACUCAUUGUCUGAGUCUUUGCGUACAAUUGGAUUAAAUUGCAAACAAUUGCAACGAUUGACACUUCAAUUCAAUACAGAUAUUGAGUUCGACGAUGAAAUCAUCAAUGGAUUUAAUAGCCAUUCAUUGGAUUCAUUGCGAUGUUAUCGACGAUUAAAACGAUUGAAUUUAGCGCUUCAUUUGUAUCUCAAUCCAGAAGUGUUGGAACCGUUGACACUCUGUCACCGAUUAACUCAUUUGACACUUAAUUCACGAGAAAUGAGUGACAAAUUGAUUGUUAAUUGCGACAAACAGUGGCCACGACUUCAAUACCUGUCCAUCAAAACUAAGGCAAUAACUCGCGAGUGUUUGCAUCACAUCUCGAGACUACCGGCGCUACAAAUGCUUUGCCUUCAGUGCCAUUACAGCAAUGAUCUGACAGAUAAUGGUUUCUAUGAUGUGUUGUCCAAAAGUGCUAAACUAAAGGACAUUGAAUUCAUAGAAAAUAAUACGAAUCGCAAGAUUUUAAUUAUAAAACGGGUUUAA